AUGAUCGGAACGAGCAUCCCCGCGUACUUCUUCAUUCGCAUAUGCAUCCUCCUGCUCCGGCUUGUCCUGCCGCUCAGUAUCUUCUUCUGCAGCUUCAGCAUCGCCGAGCACCCUCAGACCGGGUUCACGCGCUUCCUGCUUGCUUGGGCCAUCAUCGAAACCGCUUUCUGGGUCCUCGUAUUCAUACCUCGCAAGCGCGCUCUGCAGGUCGAAGCCCCGCAUCCGCCGCCUCUCGGUCAGGAUGAGCGUAAGGAGCUGUUUUGGAAAUGCUGGGAGAAUAUUCCGGAGCCUGAGGGAUACGUAUCGCGGUGGUUUCUGGGCGCAAGAAGCUAUGAGAUUAGGCGCGAGAAUGUGAGGGAGUUUUUCAAGUGGGCGUUGCUGUAUAAAGGAGAUGAGAAGGCGCAGAAGAAGGUUAGGACCGAACCUGCGGAGGGCGAGCAGGAGGGGUUCGAGGUAGACGACGAGGUCAGCAGGAAGGCGGAGGAGGAGCGGGAGCUGGACGAGUAUGCAGAUGGAAUGCAGACGCUUCUUGGAAGGCGUAUUGAACCCGGGAGAGGGCCCGCAAAGAGCCUGCGUUUGACGGUGGACGAGGUCAAGAUGCUACAUCGGCCGGUGGUGUGGUAUUUGAUUGUAAUGCUAGUAGACACCCUCACCGCUGCGUACCUCCGCUUCAGCGGCUUCCUACUCUAUCGAACCCAUGCCAAGAAAGCGCUGUCCAUCUUCCCUCCGCGCGUUGCCUCUCUGUUCACCCGCCAGAUCUCCCCUUCGCCGGAUUUGUCCUACUGGUAUCGGCCGCAUACCUCCAAGACCCGCCUCCCCAUCCUCUUCAUUCACGGCAUUGGCAUCGGCCUUUUCCCCUACUCGCAGUUCCUUGCCGAAAUAAACAAGCAUGACCCGCUUGGUCCCUCAGACGGAGAAAUCGGAAUCAUAGCCAUCGAGCUUAUGCCCAUCAGCUUCCGCAUUACAGGCGGCAUCAUCGACCGUGACGAGAUAUGUCGGCAAAUCGACCUCAUCCUAGCGCGCCACGGCUUCGAUAAAGUGGUCUUGGCGAGCCAUUCGUACGGAAGCGUAAUCACCACGCAUUUGUUGCAGGACUCAAGGACGAAAGAUAAGAUAGGGCCGAUGCUGUUUGUCGAUCCAGUAACAUUCCUUCUGCAUCUCCCGGACGUCUGCUACAAUUUCACGGCUCGAAGACCGCGGCGCGCAAAUGAGCAUCAACUAUAUUACUUCGCGAGUACGGACAUGAUGGUCAGCCACACGCUUGCGCGACACUUCUUCUGGGCGCAAAAUAUCUUGUGGAAGGACGAGCUUAGAGGGCGGGACGUUACAGUUUCGCUGGGUGGUAGAGAUCUCAUUGUCGAUACGGAAACCGUAGGCAGGUAUCUUGCCGGGGUGGACUUGAAGAGCGAGGACGGCGGCUGGAAAGACAAGGAGACGCGAGGCGAAGGCUUGGAGACGAUUUGGUGGCCGACUUGCGAUCAUGCGCAGGUCUUUGAGAGCAAGGAUGGAAGAGCGAAGUUGGCUGGUGUGCUGAGAAAGUACGUGGAAAAGAGGGGAGGGGAGGACGAGGAUGAGUUGGCUUGA
Messenger RNA from Didymosphaeria variabile, 1584 nucleotides. RefSeq lists its product as uncharacterized. NCBI's taxonomy places the organism in Eukaryota, Fungi, Ascomycota, Dothideomycetes, Pleosporales, Didymosphaeriaceae. Bases 1 to 1584 code for a protein of 527 amino acids. The record is from RefSeq and is a predicted model, not a curated record. The transcript is spliced from 2 exons.